GCAGCUUCGGUGUUCAGCCCGCUGACUCGGCCGCUCUGGGUUUGCUGCUCGUGAGGCCUGCGGGUCGGGCUUCCACCGGGCUUGAGUAAAGCCCGCCGCCGCCGUUGGAGGGUCGGAGGCCGGCUGCUGGCGCCGCCGCCGCCGGGCCUGCGGACCAAAACAUGGAACGGAUGGAGGUGGACCAGUGCGCAGGCGCAGCUGGCGGGGCAGGAGGCGGAGCACUCCGCAGGUCGAACAGCGCCCCUAUGAUCACCGGUGUCAGUGAUGGGAUGACGGUCUUCAGUCCUGUGUCUGUGGCUCGAUACAGACGCAGCAGUGUGUCCAUCAACCCCAGCUGCCCUUCACAGCUCGUCCCUCUCUCUCCUUUCUCUCUGACCGGAGACAGACUCGACCAGAAGAGGCAGGAGGAGAACAUGGAGAUGACGCUCAGAGGGAGUCUGCAGAGACUAAGUUCUUCCAGUCUGAUCCCAGUUCCUCCAGUCAGUCAAUGGCACGACCACGCAUCAGUGUGGUUUCAGUCGCAGGACAGCGGUGUCACACCCAACUCCUCCCCGAGUCCCACCAGGAGGUUCAGACCAGCAGUCAGUGCCACCGUGAGAUGGCCUGCAUUAACUCCACUGAAGAGGAAAGGUGGAGUGGAGUCCGAUGGACCCCCAAAGAAGCUUUUUGUUGCAGGGGUAACAGAUCCCGCCCACCGCAGCAGCUACACGGUCAGUGUCUCUCAGUCGACGGCAGACUCUCCACCAGCAGGAGGCGUCAGUCCUCAGUCCAGCCCUCUGUCCCUCUCUCCUCCCCCCUCCUUCUCCCCCUUCAGCUCCCACCAGCGCCCCGGACACUAAACCCUACCCACUGUGGGCGCGGACUGCCCACGAGCCUCUCCAGAGACCCACAAACCUGGAGGAACAUCGACCCUCAUUGCACCUUAUUUCUGUCCGAACCACCUGCCAGC
Molecule: messenger RNA, 949 nt
Organism: Xiphias gladius (swordfish)
Lineage: Eukaryota; Metazoa; Chordata; Actinopteri; Istiophoriformes; Xiphiidae
Product: P2R1A-PPP2R2A-interacting phosphatase regulator 1
Exons: 9
Coding region: 162-839 (225 amino acids)
Molecular function (GO): protein serine/threonine phosphatase inhibitor activity
Source: RefSeq, a predicted model, not a curated record